CUAAACAUAAGCCUUACCGCGGGUCAACGGAGUGUUGAUAAAACAACUUGAAUAAAUUAUGCGGUCUCCAGCGCUGUUUCUUGGAAUAGUUUUCUUCUUCCUGUCGGAGAACAUCGUGAAAGCAAAGAAUUUGGGAUGUUUCAGUGAAUGUGAACAUGGGUUCAGCAAGAUUCACAACAAGCUACUUCAGGCUUAUCAUGCACACAGACACAUGCGUCUUCAGCCCGUUCAUCAUACUGCGAACUCCUGUGGGGAUUACGUUCGGUCUUCUUCAGACCUUAAAGAUCGCUCACUGUCCCCCUGGCGGAAAAGAACUGUGGAAGUUCAAGACAUGUUCCCAUCAAAAUACGAAGAAGCAGAGUGUUUGUGCGAUGGCUGCAUCAUUAACGGGGUUGAAAAUAGGACCUACAACUCCGUGCCUGUGUACGAAACUCGUUUAUUCCUCAAGAAGGUUCCUUGCCCGUCUGACCCGAAAAAAUACUCUUUAAAGUAUGAACUUGUGUCGGUGGCUGUAGGCUGUACCUGUGCAGUUCCUCUCCAAUAAGAGAGCAUCAUACUAUACAGACCAAAACUGUAGAGACGUGUCUCAUGUACCAUGUCGUGUUUGUUUUAAAAUGCAAUUUUUGAUAAGGUACUUACAUUGUUUGAUAUGCUUAUAUGUAUAAGCUGAAAGGUUGCAUGUGUCACAUGGUUUAUUUUUUAAGAUUGCAAACCACAAAAUCUUUCUUGAAAGGAAGAUAUAUUUGUAUUAUUGUAAAACACUAAUGUAUUUAGGCUUUAUUUAUUUAUAUGUUAAUAACUUAUUUACUAUUUAUUUACAUUUUAUGUACAUUAUGCAAAUAUGUGAACAUUUGAUCUCACGCCUACAUGUCCUUGUUUGAAUCAGGCGUGAAAUUCAGUUCUGUCAGUGACAGGAAUGGUUAUAAGUUUGUUUCAGUGAUAACGAUAUAAUGUGUUAGAAUGUUUUUUGGUCCUGUACUUUGCAUUUUGUCCAAAUGGUAUUAUGUUCGUAAUGUGUAAAA
This is a messenger RNA of Labeo rohita (rohu), 1022 nucleotides long. It is a transcript of the gene il17c, whose product is annotated as interleukin 17c. Gene Ontology annotation, cellular component: extracellular region. The transcript has 3 exons. Lineage: Eukaryota; Metazoa; Chordata; Actinopteri; Cypriniformes; Cyprinidae. The record is from RefSeq and is a predicted model, not a curated record. Gene Ontology annotation, molecular function: cytokine activity. Bases 59 to 544 code for a protein of 161 amino acids. Gene Ontology annotation, biological process: inflammatory response.